AGGGCGAGGACAAAGCGUGCGGGAACAGUGAACCAUGGAGCUGUAUUUCGGUGAAUAUCAACAUGUGCAGCAAGAAUAUGGCGUCCAUCUGAGACUCGCAAGUGAUGAUAGCAAAAAAUCAAGGAAUUCCCAACACUCUAAGGCAGGCUCCUAUGGUGUCAGUAUCCGGGUGCAGGGAAUUGAUGGCCACCCCUACAUAGUCCUGAAUAACACGGAGCGGUGUCUGACAGGCACAUCUUUUCCUGAAAAUGGGCCACCAUUUCCAUCUCCAAUGAUAAAUAACCUGCCCCUGCAUUCCAGCAAUGGGUCUGUGCUGGAGGAGAGCAGCGCAGAAGAAUUGCAGCUCCCAGAAAAUCCUUAUGCCCAACCCAGCCCAGUAAGAAACCUGAAACAAUCCUCUCUCUUUGAGGGCAAGAAUGGGGUUCUCGAAUGCAAAGAAGGGCCAGUGAAACCAUCCCACAUGUUGAACUUUCAGAGGCAUCCAGAGCUUUUGCAGCCCUACGACCCUGAAAAGAAUGAAUUGAACUUGCAAAAUCAUCAGCCUCCUGAGAGUAAUUGGCUAAACACUUUAACAGAAGAAGGUUCCAACAAUAAGAAGGCUUGGACUUGCUUCCCCAAACCUGGUAGUUCCCAACCUACCAGCCCUCCUUUGGAAGAUGUGGGCAAAUCCAGCGUGACGGCCAUUCGUUUGUGCAGCUCUGUGGUCAUCGAUGACCCCAAGAAGCAGACCUCAGUGUGCGUAAAUGUUCAGAGCUGCGCCAAGGAGGGGCUGGUGGAGGAGGCCCUUUCCCCUAGUGGGAGGUCCCUGAUGGCCCACAGCCCACACACCCAUCCCGAAACCAAGAAAGCCAGGCCGGAUGUGCUUCCCUUCCGGCGACAGGAUUCAGCGGGACCUGUGCUGGAUGGAGCUCGGUCCCGGAGGUCCUCUUCCUCAUCGGCAACUCCCACUUCGGCCAACUCUUUGUACAGAUUUUUACUUGAUGAUCAGGAAUGUGCCAUCCAUGCCGACAAUGUAAAUCGUCAUGAAAACAGACGGUAUAUCCCCUUCUUGCCAGGAACUGGGCGGGAUAUUGAUACAGGAUCAAUUCCUGGUGUGGAUCAAUUGAUUGAAAAGUUUGACCAAAAACCCGGGCUUCAGAGGAGAGGAAGGUCUGGGAAGCGAAACAGAAUCAACCCAGAAGACAGGAAGCGGUCCAGAAGUGUGGAUAGUGCCUUUCCUUUUGGUCUCCAGGGGAACGCCGAGUACCUAAACGAAUUUAGCCGGAACCUGGGCAAGUCCAGCGAACACCUUCUCCGCCCGUCGCAGGUGUGCCCGCAGAGGUCACCUGCUCAGGAGCACCGGGGGAGACAGAGCGUGGGCCGGGCCUUCGCCAAGCUGCAGGGGGCCCACCUCAGGCCUCCCCAGCAGAGCAAGGAUGGGAAAGUUCCAGAAAACACAGGUGGUCGGCAGAAUACAAACACGCACGCAUCUUCCCUCCCAGCACAGAAUAAAAAGGAGGAGGAAAUCAAAACAGCCACUGCGACGCUGAUGUUACAGAAUCGGGCACUAGCAACUUCGCCUGACUCCGGUGGCAAGAAGAUUUCUGUGAAGACAUUUACUUCUGGUACUCAGGCCACACCGGAUCUGUUGAAAGGCCAGCAAGAGCUUACUCAACAAACCAAUGAGGAGACGGCCAAGCAGAUACUUUACAAUUACCUCAAAGAGGGAAGCACCGAUAAUGAUGACGCAACUAAACGGAAAGUCAACCUGGUCUUUGAGAAAAUCCAGACUUUAAAGUCUCGAGCAGCAGGGAGCACACAAGGAAAUAAUCAAGCUUCUAAUUCUUCGCCUGAAGUCAGAGACCUGUUGGAACAGAAAAACAAGUUGACCACAGAAGUGGCUGAACUUCAGAGAAAGCUUCAACUAGAAGUCAAGAAUCAGCAGAACAUGAAAGAAGAGAGAGAGAGAAUGAGAGCAAGCUUGGAAGAGCUCCAGGGCCGGCACGACAGUAAAAUGGAAGAGAAUUCCGUGCUGCAGCAGCGCCUGGAAGAGAGCGAAGGGGAGCUCCGGAAGAACCUGGAGGAACUGUUCCAGGUAAAGAUGGAACGGGAGCAGCACCAGACCGAGAUCAGGGAUCUCCAGGACCAGCUCUCAGAAAUGCAUGAUGAAUUGGACAGCGCCAAACGAGCUGAGGACAGGGAAAAGGGAGCUCUGAUUGAGGAACUCUUACAGGCAAAACAGGAUCUUCAAGAUCUGCUCAUCACCAAAGAAGAGCAGGAAGACCUCUUGAGGAAGCGGGAGCGUGAACUCACCGCCCUGAAGGGAGCCCUGAAGGAAGAGGUCUCCAGCCAUGACCUGGAGAUGGACAAGCUGAAGGAGCAGUACGACGCCGAGCUGCAGGCCCUGAGGGAGAGUGUAGAAGAAGCAACCAAGAGAAAUCUGAGUCGGGCCACCCAGGAGCAGAAGCAGUUGUCUGAGAAGCUCAAAGAUGAGACAGAGCAGAAGGAGCAGUUAAGGAGACUGAAGAACGAGAUGGAGAACGAGCGAUGGCACCUGGACAAGACCAUUGAGAAACUGCAGAAGGAGAUGGCUGACAUUGUUGAGGUGUCCCGCGUAUCCACCCUGGAGCUCCAGAACCAGCUGGAUGAGUACAAGGAGAAAAAUCGCCGGGAGCUUGCAGAAAUGCAAAGGCAGUUGAAGGAGAAAACCUCAGAGGCCGAAAAGUCACGUCUGACUGCCAUGAAACUGCAGGAUGAGAUGCGCCUGAUGGAGGAGGAGUUACGGGACUACCAGAGAGCUCAGGAUGAAGCGCUCACAAAAAGGCAACUUCUGGAGCAGACGCUGAAGGACCUGGAGUACGAGCUGGAGGCCAAGAGUCACCUCAAAGACGACCGAAGCCGACUCGUCAAGCAGAUGGAGGACAAGGUGUCUCAGCUGGAGAUGGAACUGGAAGAAGAAAGAAAUAACUCAGAUUUGCUGUCUGAGAGGAUCACUCGGAGCAGGGAACAGAUGGAGCAGAUGAGGAGCGAGCUCCUGCAGGAGAGAGCUGUCAAGCAGGACUUGGAGUGUGACAAGAUUUCUCUGGAGAGGCAGAACAAGGACUUAAAGAGCCGGAUUAUCCACCUGGAAGGCUCCUACAGGUCCAGCAAAGAGGGGCUGGUGGUGCAGUUGGAGGCCAGGAUCGCUGAGCUGGAGGACCGUCUGGAGAGCGAGGAGAGGGACCGGGCCAGCCUCCAGCUCAGCAACCGCCGGCUGGAGCGGAAGGUGAAAGAGCUGGUGAUGCAGGUGGAUGAUGAGCACCUGUCACUGACUGAUCAGAAGGACCAGCUGAGCUUGCGCUUGAAAGCCAUGAAGCGGCAAGUGGAGGAGGCUGAGGAGGAGAUCGACAGACUAGAAAGUUCUAAAAAGAAGCUGCAGAGGGAGCUGGAGGAGCAGAUGGAUGUGAACGAGCAGCUACAGGGACAGCUCAAUGCCAUGAAGAAGGACCUAAGACUUAAGAAGCUGCCGAGCAAGGUGCUGGACGACACGGACGAUGAUGACCUCAGUACGGAUGGGGGGAGCCUCCACGAGGUGCCGCUGAGCCACAGCUUCCCCAAGGACAGCGCCGCCACCAGCCAGAUGUGAGGCCCCUUCCGGGGCUGCGGUGGCCCGUCAUGCCUGGCAGGGCCCCGCAGCCAGCCACCCGCAGCGGAGAGCAGGAGAGGCAGCGUCUAUGCGGAGCUGAGACCUGAGACCCGUGCACCUCCUCGUCACAGAACAGGCCGACUCCUCCACAUUGCAUUCCUCCCGGGGUCUCUGAGUUGGUAGCGCACCUCUCCUCGCUCGGACAGGUAGCAGUUUAAAUGUUGGCGCCUGAGGCAUAGGAACCACCACUCACUGUGGGUUUGGAGGCUCUAUUUCAGUGGGAGGAAGCCCGGAUUCUGCAUAGCUAUCCGCCGCACUGUUCGCAACAGUGCUCCUACGCCCUCCUCCCUCCCUGGCCAAGGAGAAGGGUCCAAAAGGCUACUAGUUGUUAUUUAAUAGCCAUUGUGCGGGGGAGGAGAUGAUGCAUAGACUGCACAUAUUUGAAUCCAGAUUCUCCUGGGCUGCAGCUGUUCCACUGUGGAAUGUUACAGAAGCUUGUAGGAUGGCUUGUUUGUAAACUCCACACAUCUUUCUUCUUAUUUUUUAAAACAUGGAGCUACGAGGUUUUAAGGAUGAAGACAUAGAGAUGAGAGAGAGAGGGUAGAAUACAGACUACUUUUGACAUCAGAGUUGGAAAAAAGGAAUUGUCGUGGUGAUAAGGGACAGUUAAUCCCGAGAAGAGAAGUUCAAGUGGUCUUGGUGAACAACUUACGGAGGGAGAGAAAGUCAGAAGGUCAUGGGUAUCUGUGGCCCUGCCUACUUAUUUUAUCUAGAAUGUUGUUACAAUUUCUGAACCAUGCUGAGACCAAUUCCCAGUCACCAACUGCAAUUUCAUUUCCACAGUUGGGGUGGGGAGACUCGUAAAUAAGGGUUUCGACAAAUCAUGUGGUUUCUGGAGGGUUGGGGUCCUCCUGUCGUUUCUUACUGGUCCUUUCCUCCUGUCCACCCGCGUCAGGCCUCCAGGUAGCCUCCUCUGGCCGAUGGUUGCUGGGUAGGGAGUGGGAGGGUGUGAGGAAGAGGCGGGCGGUGUCCAGGAAGGUCAUGGGGGGAGGGAGGAGAGGGGGUAAGCGGGCCCGUGUGAGUGUGGGGAGGAAGGAAGAGGGAAGUCCGUGAAAGCUGGGGGAUGUGUAGACAAGGGGUAUGUUGAGCUGGAUCUCGAGUUUAUGUCAGGAAAGUGAGGGGAAAAAAGUCAGGAGGUGCAGACUGGAAGGCUCCUUCUGGCUUCCUGGGACGGAGGAGGGCCGUGGGCCGGCACCAGGCACGAAGGAAGCGGAAUUGGGUGAGGUCACACUGCUGGGGCAGCAUUACAGGGAAUGUGGAAUUGGGAACUUGCAGUCUUGUAGUAUUGCAGUACUUCCUCCUGGCCUUCCUGGUGUCACCUCCCACUGCCACUGGUCCCAUGGAUGCCCAGAGGCCGAGUCCAGGCACAGCCGGGCGCCCACAGGUCAGGGCCAGGGUGUAGAGCAGGCAGCUCAGUAGGGCCACGGCCAGGGAGAGAACCUCGUAGGAUGUGUCUAUAUACGGGGGCGGAGAGGAUCGUGUUCAGUUGGGUUGGCAGUAUCCCCAGGUAUCCUAAGAGACGGGAAGCCCAUGGACCAGAGAACUCCAUGACAGUUACCGUGAGGAGCAGGGAGCUUCAGUGCUCUAGCUACACCAGGGCUCAGAGCCCACUGAACAGGAUUCAGAGUGAUCAGCCUGCUUUAAGGGCAGGUGUCACCCCACCCCUGCCUCCCUAACAGGACAGGGAGCCCCACCUCUGCUGGCUUGGAGUGGUUCUUGCCUCUGCUUACUCAUUUGAGGUGCAGAGAGAUUGCUCCCUUUCACCAUUCAUUCAUUGAGCCAAUAUUGAUUGGGCGUCCACCAUGUGUCAGACACAGUCCUUGACACUGGGAAUACAGCAGUGAAUAAAACAGACCCAAAUGCCCUCCUAGAGUGCAGGACAGUAGUCCUACAAACGGACACCGAGGCCUAGCCCCUCCGUACCCAGCCCUGGAGCGCCUCUGUCCUCUUGGGGACACAACAAGCCUGAUUCACUGGAAUUCCCCGGGGGUUCUCCGACCCUCACUAUAUUUCUGAUUUCCCUGCUGCUUCCACUCACUGUCAUUAGCUAUAUGCCAAGAAGUCUGCCCACAGAUGCCUCAGCCCGCUCAUAACUACAGGUGGGACAGGAGAAGGUCAGAGGUGCAAGAACUUGGCGGAGGGAUGGGGUGGGGCGAGUGUCUAUCUGAGGUUUGUGAGAAAGUCACUGUUUCUGGCAGUUCCUCGUGGUCACCAGGCUGCAAGAGGCAAAAGUGCCCAUGGAAAGAGAAAAGAGAUCCCUGUUCAGAGGGUUGCAUCCUCACGGUAAAAGAUGGGCCGUUGUAAAUGUUAACAAAGGCAUCAGCCUACACGGGCUUGGUGCUGGAGGUGAGGCGUGUGGGGUAGCAGGGUGGGAAGAACAUCGGACUGGGCCUUGAGAGAUGUUUUCAAGUCCUCACUCUUCUUGCCCCAGUGACCUUGACGGGGGUGACCUUGAUGGGGGACGGGGCGUGUGCUCUCAGAGCGCAAGAUUGCCUGGAAUACAUGAGGACCAUGGCUCAAGGUCCUUUCCAGCUCUGACAUGCUAUCAUUCUUUGAUUUUAUUAUAUACUCAUUUUCUUUCCUGUUUAUUAUUUUAAGAACUAACCCUACUCAAGAAUAUUUAGCUAGCUUAAAAAAAAAAGAAAAUAUUUUAUUUAAUAAACCAAUAUGUGGCCUAAUGCAAUGCCGAGGAGACAAUCAUCGUAUAUCUUUAUAAUUUUUUUUUUUCCUGCUUCGGAGUGUCCUUUGACAAAUGCAAGAAGCUUUAUUCUGUUGUGCUUCAGCUUUGGGGAUGUUUGAUUGCUUUGGUUUGUCAUGGGGAAGAGAUGUUGUGGGCAGCUACCUCCAUGUACGUGAACUGGAUAAAGCAGGAUUGCCUUUCAAUAAAUGGUGUCAUCCGACAGGAA
Leptonychotes weddellii (Weddell seal) is the source of this 6570-nucleotide messenger RNA. The record is from RefSeq and is a predicted model, not a curated record. NCBI's taxonomy places the organism in Eukaryota, Metazoa, Chordata, Mammalia, Carnivora, Phocidae.